UCGGUGGCUGGUGUACACAGUGGGUAUUGUCACCUGCCAGAGUCAACAGAUGCCUCAGACGAACAGGCUCCGCGUCGCCUCCCUGUGCCUGCAGUUCAUGGGUUUCGUGGUGGCCAUUAGCUUCAGUGGCAACCUCACCGCCUUCCUAACCACAAGGAACGUGGAGCCCGCCCUGAGAAGCCUUCGUCAGCUGGAUGAGAGUGGCUUAGCUAUCGUGGGUUUUAGUAACUACUGGCUUCUCUUCUUCCUCGCCUCACAAAACACGCAUCUUCUCUCCUUCGCCAGCAAAUAUCGUGACGUUACCAACACUCUUCCCGUCUUCAGGGAGGUGGCGGAGCAGAGGACAGCGGCUUUGGUGGAGAACAGGAACCACCUUCAGUAUAUCCUGACGCAGUUUUACACGACCAAGAGAGGAGAGACGCCGCUCAGGAUACAAGAGGAGUGUCUGGCGACCUUUGGAGUGAGUGCCGCUCUCAUGAAGCACUCUCCCUUGGCACCUUACAUUAAUGAGGCAAUUCACUACAUGCAGGCUGGGGGACUCACAGACAAGUUCUUCGAGGAGGUGUUGCUUGAAGACCUCCACCACGAUGACCACGGAGACGAGGAGACCUGGCUGGACCUACACGACCAGGAUACUGUGGCCACGGGGGCUAAGGUUCUCUCGCUAGAACAUCUACUGGGAGCCUUCGUGGUCAUGGCAGCGGGGUUCCUCAUAGCAUCCUUCAGUCUGGCAGUGGAAAGAUGCUGUCUUCACUCACACGCCUAGACUUCCCACUGACUCACCGCUAUGACUCAAUUUAUUCUG
This is a messenger RNA of Portunus trituberculatus (swimming crab), 805 nucleotides long. RefSeq lists its product as uncharacterized. Lineage: Eukaryota; Metazoa; Arthropoda; Malacostraca; Decapoda; Portunidae. The coding region runs from base 50 to 766 and encodes 238 amino acids. The transcript is spliced from 5 exons. The record is from RefSeq and is a predicted model, not a curated record.